GGGCCUCCGCGCCAAGGGGCUCCGUGAGAAGAUCACGCGAAACAACCCAUCAACGCGAAAGGAGGCAGGCGCACGCACGUCGUGAAGGCAGACGUGUCGACAGUCGCGGACGGCACCUGCUCGCGGAGUGCAGGCAGCUCACUGCCAUGCUGCCAGACAUCCUCGUCCUCAACGCAAGCCUCAUGGGCCACCGCCUGCUUGUGGACAUGGACAUGGCCGAGUUCGACGCGCACAUCAACAUGAACGUCAAGGGCCCGCUCUUCUUUGUUCAGAGCGCCACGCAGGACAUGAAGCCCGGCACCCAGAUUAUCUUUGUGUCAACCACGCUGAUGCGCGUGUCAAGCAUGCAGCUGAUGGCGCUCCUGUACGCGUCCUUGAAGGGCGCCGUCAAGCAGCUCGUGCAGGUGCUCGCGCAGGACCUUGGUGUGCGGGGCAUGACAGUGAAAGUGAUCGUCCCCGGCGCGGUCGACACACCGCUCUUCCGUGCGGGCAAGCCACCACACCUGAUCUGCUGGGUGGCGAGCCUGCACUCGCAGAACCGGAUCCCGCACCCGGACGAGAUAAGCCCCCUGGUGGCAUUCGUUGUCUAGGCCCCCACGCCCCGUUAAUUAGUGGCCAUCUAUUUUGUGCUCAGGGACCUGGACCAUUCGAUUGCUGCAUAUACCCCUUUAUGUCCACCCUCUCCAUGCAUUCCAUACACGCACACUCAUAGCCUCUCAUCCACCACAGACAAUCAUCUGCACAAAUCUGUAUCCCAUGUUGGCCCACAACAUUGUAGUAAAAAGAAAAGGAGCUACCCUGCUGCAGCGGGGUCGUAAUAAACC
This is a messenger RNA of Phanerochaete carnosa HHB-10118-sp, 824 nucleotides long. RefSeq lists its product as uncharacterized. The transcript has 2 exons. Lineage: Eukaryota; Fungi; Basidiomycota; Agaricomycetes; Polyporales; Phanerochaetaceae. The record is from RefSeq and is a predicted model, not a curated record. Bases 147 to 590 code for a protein of 147 amino acids.